Molecule: messenger RNA, 1023 nt
Organism: Paecilomyces variotii
Lineage: Eukaryota; Fungi; Ascomycota; Eurotiomycetes; Eurotiales; Thermoascaceae
Exons: 1
Coding region: 1-1023 (340 amino acids)
Biological process (GO): protein phosphorylation
Molecular function (GO): ATP binding; protein kinase activity
Source: RefSeq, a predicted model, not a curated record
AUGACUUACCCAUUGAGCCUUGAUUACAAUUCGGCCCAUGGUAUUAAAAAGCCCAAACUGCCUUAUUUACUGGGUGACCAGUUCUCUAUCGUCUCACACCGUCCCCCUCCUCCAACAAACGGCCGAGUGUCUCUUACGUCUAAGACAGCGCGGGAACGACAACAUGUGGACAUUGUCACCCGUUGCCAGAUUCAUCCACCCCUUGAAGGGAAACUGAUUCCCGAAGAAAGGUUCAACUUGGAGGUUUUGGAGACAAUUAGAGUUGGCGAUGGGAAGUCCUCCCAGGUGGUCUCUGUACGGAUCCUUUCUGGUCCGAAGUUCGUCGACCUAGAGGUAGUAGCGAAAUUCUAUGAUCCCCUCUACUGCGACCAUAGCUCUGAUGAUGUCGACCCUUUCCUAUGUGUCGAUAGAGACUAUACGCAUGAAACUGCUGCCUACAUUCACUUGUCCGAGUCCUUGAACGUCGUACCCCGGUAUUACGGUUCAUAUUCAUGGGAGGUGUCUGUCAACGAAAAUCAGUCACGUCUUGUGCAACUCAUCCUAAUUGAAAAGAUUAACGGUCCCUCGAUGGAUAUGAUGGAUCCUCAGAUGUUGACCGCCGAAUUAAGGAAGAGUAUCAUGAAGGGGGUUGUCGAUGCGGAGUCUCAGCUAUAUCAGCGGAAUGUUCGACAUGGCGACAUUCAUCCGCGAAAUGUGCUUGUGCAGCGGCUAAAGGACACGUCUGAUUGCCCAGUGAUCACCCUCAUUGAUUUUGGAAGAGCGGUUAUUGGCCGAUCUUAUGACCCAACAGACCCCGAGGAAGAAGAGCAAUAUCUUCCCGGAACAUAUAUUGGCCCCCUUCUUCGGUGGACCAUGUCAGAUUCGUGGUGCUCGUAUCCUUGCGUAUACAAAAAUUGGAUCACGUGGGACUGGCAGUUCUGGCUUGAAGAUGAAUAUCAAGGAGAUGAGAUUACAGAGCAUAUGAGAGUUCUUUGGCUGCCUUCUCGAACGAAGCCGUUGCCUUCCCCACCGGACACUGCUUGA